GACAUUGUCAAUGAUAACAUUAAGUUUAAUUUUCAAUUUAUCAUACUUUUUAUUAUUUUAAAAUGUACAAAAUUUAUCAUUGUAUUACUAAUCAAACCUUAACCACACUAUUUCAAAGAUUUGCGGGUAAACAAAUCCGUUUCAAAAAGCUUUUUCAGAAAAUUAAAAAAUGUACCGAGACAGAUCAGGAAAUUUAAGUAGAAACGGAUAUUCGAGAUCUAACAGAACGUUUAAUAAUUAUGAAGACGAAGAACCAGUAAGAGAUUCUAGUAGAUAUAGAAGGGGAGCUAUUAGUUCAUUAGAAUAUUGUCUCUGCUCAGAAGAAAGAAUACAAGUACCUUCACAAUUACCGGUUAAUGGUAGUGUUGCCCCUUAUGCAUCCUCUAAAUUUUUUGAUGACAAUGGACGUAGUGAAUAUUCUAGAUCACAAAUUAUUCCGCAAGAAGAGAUGGAAUAUAGCAGUGAUAAUUUAACUGCAAGAAGCACAAAUCUGUCUUCUCUUGGACCAUAUCCGAGCAGUAGUAUAAAGAAUGGUAGUAACUGUAGCAAAUUUAAACGGCGCAACCAAAAGGACUUCUAUCGCAUGGGUUCUCAACCGCUAGUAGUAGGAUUUAAAAUAAAUGCAUCAGUACAAACUAGCGAAACCUACUUUACCACAUGUGUUGAAUACUAUACACAACCAAAGGGGCAAACUAGAGCACCCGAUAAAGGAAGCCAAAGGAAAGUAGUCGACAGAUCUCUUAGAGAGUUAGAAAUUCCAAGUGAUAGAAGCGAAAUAAAAAGCCAUGUGUGGUUACCUGAAAAAUCCAUGGUAAGUAACGGUACUAAUACAGACUCAAUGUCAAAGAAAUCAGUGUCACUAGGUGGAAGAAGUAAAUUAUCAAGAAUUCGUUCACGAGAUCCGAUAAGACGGUCAUCCCAAUUUCCGGCACUAUCAAAAUCUGCAGUACGGAAUAUAUCCACUAGUUAUAUUGACCCUGAUAAAUCGUCCAUGCUAAGUCGUUCACGAGAUCCAGUAAGAAAGUCAUCCCAAUUUCCACAAAGAUCAAGAUCUGUAGUAAGAGAUGUAUCUACUAGUUUUAUUGGAUCGGAUGAUUCAUUUACCCCAAGUUAUUCACGAGAUCCAGUAAAAAUGUCCUCCCAUUUCGCACCACAAUCAACAUCUUCAGUGAGAAAUAUGCCAAGUGGUUAUAUUUACCCCAGUGAAUCCAAACCGUAUUACAAACCACAAACUAGCAAAUAUUGUAAAGCUAGAGCAAACAUAUGUGCACAAAGAUUUAAAAUGGCAUCACAGGCAUCCGUUAGUGCAAUGGACAACAAGUCAACAUCGUUCUAUUCCUCUUCGGAACUUGUUGCAGGACGUAGAUCAAAAGUUUAUGAAAACUUAAAAUGUAAAUGUUUUAACACCAAAUGUUUACAAAAAGCAAUAAAAAGAUUUGUGAGAGAAGCCAUAGAAGAGUCAUUAAGAGAAUCGGUGUCCCAGCUAGAAAUAGAAGGCUCCAUGUUAGAUCAAAGAGCUCCUUCAAGGCAACACGGAGUGCAAACAGUUCCAAGUGCUGCCAAUGGUGUAAUGAUGUAUAGGUCAGAAGGCACAAGUGGUUACUUACCUGUACCUGUUUCGGACACUACCUGUGGAUGCGUAUGUGUAUGUAACCCCGAAGAGGUCAAAUCUAUAAGAAGUGUUCAUAAAACAGAUAGGGGAGUAAACGGUAAUUUGGAUCAAAUUUUAUCAGACAUGAGGAUAUCAAAGCCGACCGUGUCAAUAAUAGAUCCGAAGAUUGCUUCUAUUCAGGGUUUGAGCAAAUAUUCCGAACAUCACGUGGGUGCAGAUUGUAACUGUUGUCAGAUCUCGUCGAGGACUCGAGUAUUGUGUUCUCAAAGAAGAGCAAGAGAUGCUGAAUCACAACAAGUAUCCUUCGUUGAGAAUGAAUCUCUUCUAGAUACAUCUAAACAUGGGAUUUUUCAUAAGACAGCCGAUGAUCGGUUUGAGACAUCGUAUACCAAAUUUCCUUCAAGUCUUGCACAUCACACGCAUAACGGCAAGCAAAAGGACACACAUAAGGUUACUGAUGUUGGGAAAGAUCCUUCAAUGUGUUUAUUACAACAGGGAAACUUUCAAACAUAUUUGAUGAGGAAAUCGAUCGGAAUUGAAUUGCCUAAGGUUACUGAAGAGGAAUUAGCACUUAUUAAUGAAUAUAUGCGAACAACUCCAAUGAAGUCAACUUCCUCAGUGACAAUUGACGAUAAGUAUGAGAAAUAUCAUUAUCCAAUAGACCCUGGAACUUCAGACAAAUAUGAAUAUAAAAGACUGGAAGACUUGAGUCACGUGAGUCACCGAUUAUCAGAUGACACGUUAGAUUAUCGCUUGUUGAGGCACGAUCCAAAAAAUGAUAGUCAAAUUGUAAAAGAAAAACCCCCGACCCGAAAACGAGCUUCUAUAGCACCAGAUGAAGCAUCAGAGGAUUAUCAUAAGCAACACUCAAUUGGGGAUGAAGAGAAAAAGAUAAUCGAGCAAGUUCGGUCAGAACACCAGAAAAAACUAAUGGAAAGUUUGAAAGCAGAUGAAGAAAAAGAACUCCAAGUCACAGAGGCAAGCUGGAUACCGGGCGACACUAUCACCGGAAAUUUGGAGACAUCGGAUAGCCUCGAUAAAGAGGUUGCCAGUAUUGAAGAGCAACAAAUUCGUUAUAGUGGAGAGCCUACAGCUGUGUUUGAAAAUAUUAUCAAACAGGAAAAAAAGAAACUUCGACGAUCUUCUCAAAGAUCACGUAUCCCUAGUGACCCGUCUGAAUAUGAGGAAGACAAGGAUCAUGGAAGGAAAUCAAGUAAGGGAUUCUUUAGUUUCUUUAAGAACUGGAGAAGCGGUAAAAAAGACGCAAAACGAAAAGAAGCGAAGCUAAGAAGUUUGGGUUUGUCGAAUGAAAUGGAAGAUGAUAUAUCUGAAUCCAUAAGCGGGAUGUCUGCAUCUGACUUAGAAGAACGAGAAAAAAGAAGAUCAAGAAGAUCAAGUAUGAGUUCUUAUAAGGACCGUCCUGCUGGCCAUUUUCGUCAAAAUAUUUACAAAUUUACCUGAAAAAAUCAGUAUUUUUUUAUAAUUACACAGAUGUAUUUAUUAUUUGUCUGUCCUAUUGUGUACACUUAUUAAAGUUGGACUUUGG
Molecule: messenger RNA, 3158 nt
Organism: Diabrotica balteata
Lineage: Eukaryota; Metazoa; Arthropoda; Insecta; Coleoptera; Chrysomelidae
Source: the annotation of a GenBank genome assembly